Molecule: messenger RNA, 723 nt
Organism: Chelonoidis abingdonii (Abingdon island giant tortoise)
Lineage: Eukaryota; Metazoa; Chordata; Testudines; Testudinidae
Source: RefSeq, a predicted model, not a curated record
CAACAACGGCAACUUGACCUGCUGACUAUAACCAACCCUGUAAACCUGCGGUCUGGAGCUGAGCAGAAAGUGGUGUUCAUCACUGCCCGUGUCCACCCUGGAGAAACUCCCUCUUCCUUUGUAUGCCAAGGUAUAAUUGACUUCCUCGUGAGCCAACAUCCCAUAGCCAAAGUACUACGAGAUCACUUAGUCUUCAAGAUAGCUCCAAUGCUUAAUCCAGAUGGGGUAUAUCUAGGAAACUACAGGUGCUCCUUGAUGGGGUUUGAUUUAAACCGGCACUGGGUGGAUCCAUCUCCCUGGGCUCAUCCCACGCUGCAUGGAGUAAAACAGCUCAUCAUUCAGAUGUACAACAAUCCGAAAAUUAGCCUGGAGUUCUAUAUUGACAUCCAUGCCCACUCCACUAUGAUGAAUGGCUUCAUGUAUGGGAACAUCUUUGAAGAGGAAGAAAGAUUUCAGAGACAAGCUAUUUUCCCUAAGCUACUUUGUCAGAAUGCUGAAGAUUUCUCUUUUUCUAGCACGUCCUUCAACCGUGAUGCUGUGAAGGCAGGGACAGGACGACGCUUCCUCGGUGGCUUAUUGGACCAUUCUUCUUAUUGCUAUACUCUGGAAGUCUCGUUCUACAGCUACAUACUUGGAGGAACUACUUCUACUGUCCCCUAUACAGAAGAAGCCUGUAUCCUUUACAAAUCCAUCCUUCUUUCUGAGUGCUUUGAGGGCACCUGA